CAAUGGCAACACUUCGUGAAUUUAUUAUCCAAUUACAAAUUAAAGGUGGAGGAAUUAAAACUUCAACAAAAACCCGAUGGUCAACUAUAUAUGAUUGUUGUGAAUCUAUAUACAGAUUACAUUCUGUUUUUGAUAAAAUUUUAAAUGAAAAACCAAAUAUUUUAAAUGGAAAUUCAACAUUAGCUGAUUGUUUUUUUCAUAUAUGUUGUCUUGGAUCUUCUCUUUAUCAUAUUCCUGCAACUACAAAUGAUAUGUAUCAAAAUUUUCAUGAUUAUAGUUUUAAAAAAUUUAAUGAUAGAUGGAAAGAGUUAGAUCAUAAAACCUUUGUUUUGGCAUAUUUCUUGCAUCCAGUAUAUCGUGGUAAAAAAAAUUGUCAUUAUGCUUGUGAACUAAUUCAACAAAUGGGAUUUGGUCCUGAUGCUAUUACAGUAAUAGUAUCACAAUUUAGAAA
Messenger RNA from Diversispora eburnea, 451 nucleotides. The record is from the annotation of a GenBank genome assembly. Lineage: Eukaryota; Fungi; Glomeromycota; Glomeromycetes; Diversisporales; Diversisporaceae.